AUGGCCGAAUCCUCGCCCCCAGACCAGUUGGACUCGAUGGACACCAGCGAUCUUAGUGACGCUAGUGACCUCAUUGACUUUGGUACAGGAGAUAUUUCUGAAUCUGAGGUUGAUGAUGAACGCCGCAGAAUGCUGGAGCCAUUCAGAAAGGCAGACUUCGAACAGCCAUACCCUGCGCGUAUGAUCACUUCUCGUCUCCACUCCAACCUAGGCCCGAUCUAUCCAAUCUCCAACUACUAUCCUCCUGCUUUAGAACGAUAUGCCCGGCCAGAACCGCCCGCUGAAGUAUACUCCACCCAGCUGAAGAAACCUCUUCCUUUUCCAACAUCUGCCCCGAGGGACCCGUCAAAGAAGAUCGCCGCUCAGGUGGUCCAAGAACACCUCGAACCACGGCCAUUCCCGUUCCGCCCAAAGCAAACCGUAGAAAAUUUUCGUCGCCGCGUGGAUUUUCUUCUUUCCGAGCCGACGUUGAUACAUGAUGUCAGCUUCACAAGGAAGCACUUUGAAGCUGGUAGCCUGAAAACGUUGGGCGCCCAGGAAGCCGAAGCCGAAGCCAAAGAGAUGCAGAGUAGGAAUAUUGAAGCAGAGCAACGUCUCAAAGUAUCAGUUCGACCUACUUAUAGCGGGGGACGAUUUUUGACUGAUCGCUGCUCGUCAUCCUCCUAUGCAUUGGCUCAUGGAGAGGUUCCCCCGCCUGAGGCGAUGAUGUGCUCCAAGGCUAAUAAGCGCUGUCUGCGUCAUGCUGUUGAGGAGGAAGACAAGCCAAAGAAGCAGAGAAUCCGACAGCUACCAGAAACAAUCAACCCGCAGCUACUGCAUCGUUUUCCCACCCCUCAGGACUUCGAAACCCCAGCUUUUGCCUUGCAUGACGAGGGUUUCGAAAAAGCCCUCUUGGAGAUGAGGAACGGUCCUGCCUGUCACUACUGCCGAUCUAAGCCCGCCUUGAAGCCUGAUCCGCCUUCCCCAACCUGGACUGCAGACCCCAACUUUCAAGGCGCUGGAACCUCAGGCGUGGAGACAAACGUGGCAGAGGCAAUGAUGGAUAAACUCCUGUCGUGA
Molecule: messenger RNA, 1059 nt
Organism: Venustampulla echinocandica
Lineage: Eukaryota; Fungi; Ascomycota; Leotiomycetes; Helotiales; Pleuroascaceae
Exons: 2
Coding region: 1-1059 (352 amino acids)
Source: RefSeq, a predicted model, not a curated record